CCGCCGCACACAGCGCCGCCCGCCGCUAUUGCCAAACAAAUCCCACAUCCUCUUGUCCGCGAUGCUCACUUACCUGUUAGCUAGUUAGCUAACUAAGCUGUCCUCAGAGUUCUCGGCAGCUCUGAACCACUUGGCUUGCUUGUGCUUACGCAGCUUCGUCUGUUUAACUCAUAUCAGGAAAACGAGCUGUACAGUCUGCGAGGACAAUCUUCAUUCGCGCAGAGAGAGACGGAGGAGGAAAUGGCAACGGCCACAGUGGUAGAAGCCGACCCCACGUCCAACGACGGCGCUAGCGCUUUUUCAGGUGUUCAUAGUUCGGGGUGGACGGACUCUCAGCUUCGAAAGUACCCCUUUCAAACAAGACAGAUCCCUCGUCUGUCUCAUACGGACCCCCGCGCAGAGAUCCUUAUCGAUAACGAGGAACCUGUUGUGUUAACGGAUACCAACUUGGUGUACCCAGCACUCAAGUGGGACAUAAAUUACUUGCAAGAGAACAUCGGGAAUGGGGACUUCUCAGUGUACAUUUCUGAAAACCACAAAUUCUUAUAUUAUGAUGAGAAGAAAAUGUCGAACUUCGAGAACUUUGUGCCAAAAUCACGCCGAAUGGAAAUGAAGUUUUCAGAGUUUGUAGAGAAGAUGCAUCAGACAGAAGAGCAGGGUGGAAAAGAGAGAGUAUACUUGCAGCAAACCCUGAAUGACACAGUUGGGCGAAAAAUUGUUGUGGAUUUCCUGGGAUUCAACUGGAACUGGAUCAAUAAGCAGCAAACCAAAAGAAACUGGGGACAGCUAACGUCUAAUCUGCUGCUCAUAGGCAUGGAAGGAAAUGUGACACCAGCACAUUAUGAUGAGCAGCAGAACUUCUUUGCACAAAUCAAAGGUCACAAAAGGUGCAUCCUCUUUCCUCCGGACCAGUUUGAGUGUCUCUACCCCUUCCCUGUUCAUCAUCCAUGUGACAGGCAGAGCCAGGUUGAUUUUGAAAACCCUGAUCAUGAAAAGUUUCCACAAUUUAAAAAUGUCAUGGGAUAUGAGGCUGUUGUUGGACCAGGUGAUGUGUUGUACAUCCCAAUGUACUGGUGGCAUCACAUCGAGUCCCUGUUAAAUGGAGGAGUAACAAUUACUGUCAACUUCUGGUACAAGGGAGCUCCCACUCCAAAGAGGAUAGAAUACCCACUGAAAGCACAUCAGAAGGUGGCCAUUAUGAGGAACAUUGAAAAGAUGUUGGGAGAGGCCUUGGGGGACCCACAUGAGGUUGGUCCAUUACUGAACAUGAUGAUCAAGGGGCGAUACGAGCAAGGUCCCAGUUAAUUGGCAGGAAACAAAUCUGCGUGCUGUUGGAGGGGAUGUGGUAUAAUAAAGUGUAGGGAUGUGAAUGUAUGCUUGUCUGUACAUUCAGACUGUUGAUUUGACAGCGUCUGGCAGUGUUUUGGCUGCCUGUAUUUAAGUCUGCUUUGAUUGUCUCAAGCCAUUGUCUUGUUACUCCAAUAUCUAUUCAAGGAAGGUACCACUAGAGAGAACUUGAUCCGUCUUUUGAGUCCUCAUAAGCGUAGUGUGAUGCAUAUUGCCAAGUGAUAUGAUGCACGAGAAGGAAAAAACAGGCAUUCAAAGCACAGUUGCACCUACCUUAGCGCCUCUUUUCAUUGUUGGUUCCAUCUUAGGACGAGCAAGGUGCCAUAACGAAAUACUGAAUUCCUACAGUUUGGAGUCCUCAUUUAUAAGCAAAGCAUAUCACAUAAGAUGACAGUUAUAAGACCACUUCUAGUGAGCCUUGACUAGAAGCAGUCUUACAAUUGGUGAAUUUACAGUGUACUGUAAUUUGUGCAAAAUACAAGACUUUUGAAAUUAGUGCAGAAUUUGUCAGUAGUUUUGCAGUUAACAGGAGCAGUCCGCAGGAAGUAUUGUUUUAAAACACUGAAGGAAUGUUUGGCCCUGUCAUAGCUGGAUUACUGAAUGAAGUUUGAUCAUUGCUGAGUAUUUCUAUAUUUUUUUUAUCUUUUGUGUACAUUCAGGCAUAUAUUUUAUUUACUUUUUUGUUUGACUUGUAUAUUUGUUUGAAUGUAACCUUAUUUUACAUGUGGUACAAUUUCAGGACUGUAACUGCAAGUGAGGGCAAAUAUGUAAUUUAAUAUACUGUAUUUAGAAGGCAUUAAUAUUAACUCUUUUGCCGUCUGAUUUCAAUAAAAGAUAUUUUAUAGGUAAAAAUGAAUCUGUCCUACGCAGGAGUGAUAUAUACCCAUCAGAUUUUUGAUAAUGAUAUUGGAUCUGAAAGGAAUAUUAUGCUUGUGUUCUGAGGUUGCUAUACUAUUUUUAAAGAAUGCUAUAAUCUUAAUUCUACAAACAAAGUCUCCAGUUUGCUUGUUACCACAUUUUUAUCUUCCUAAUAGACGUUUGAUUAACCAACAUAUUUAUCCAUUAACCUGUCCAUAUACUGUUGAUAUCUCAUCCUGUGAUCUAGUUAAUAUUGCAUUUGCAUGUAAGAAUUUGUUUACAUUGGCCAUGGUACUUUGUUUAAAGACAUCUUGAUCUGAAAAGAAAAAAAAUAGCAUUGAUAACAUUCAUAGUUUUGAUCAUAUUUUGGGUGCCAUGCAUUGAAACAUGUUACAAAGUAGUGACAGUCUUUAUGAUAUAGCUACUUGUAUAUGUGCCAAAUUCAUUUUCCUGACAUGGAGUUGUCUGAAAGUGCUUGAAUACGAUUGUUGGAUUUAGUUGAACAAUUAAUGUUGAAGUAUUGUCUUUUUUGAUGACAACAUUUCUAUAGUUUGUUUAUAAUGGCAAUUGAAAGAAUGAGAUUGUUAGUAUAGCACUUAAAUUAACUGGGGAUACUGAGCGCAAGAGCACUUAAAAUGGAGUAAAUAUAUCCAAAAAAAUAUUGUACAGAGCACUUGGGACUGCUUGUCAUUUCUUACUGAAGGAUGAAUAUAAAAUGUGACCAUUAUUUCAGGCAGUAACGGCAUCUAAAAUCGGUAAUUUCCAUCUGUAAGAACAGUUUGGAAGAUUUCAGUCCACUACUUUAAAAAAGUGAGCAGUAGUAAACAUGUGACUUGGUGACUGACAUGAAAAGAAGACUUCCUUACUUAUGAGUGAAAACUUAAAUUCAUAAAAUCAAUAAUUCCUAAGCCAGAACAUUUCUUUGGAAAUUCUGGUAUGUACAAUUCAUUUGCUCUGGUUUUUCCAUCUGUUGGGGAGUGAAUACUUAUUCAUACAUGCAGACUCACUGGUAAAUAAGUGCCUGGGCAAUGCUGACUCCAAACUGUAUUCAAGAAUAGAAAUCACAUCUUAUUGUUUUUCUCAGAAAGCUUACUCUAAAUCCACACUCUGCAUUUCUCACUCAUUAAUAUGAAAGGGGAGCAGUUGUAUUCUCCAGUUUAGGUAGGGAAUAUGACCAUGAUAAUAGGCUAUUGACCAUUUCUUUAGAAGUCCUUGAGAGUAACACCCUCCUUAGAUGUUUCUCCUAAAGAAGUGAAGCAAAUACUGGUGUUCUAGCACAAGUUAUAAUGUACAAAAAUGUUUAGCAUGAUCCUGCCCCUCUCCUUUUUUAAGUAAUACAAAAUUAUUUUUUUUUACUUCCUGUGUCCUUGAAUAAUUUGCUCUGCUGUAUUACUAUAUGAUUUCUAAGUUGAAUGGCUACUGAAAAUGAUGUUCCAACCUUUUGUGCAUGUACUUCAUAAAUAAAACUCUUUAAACACAAA
Molecule: messenger RNA, 3686 nt
Organism: Colossoma macropomum (tambaqui)
Lineage: Eukaryota; Metazoa; Chordata; Actinopteri; Characiformes; Serrasalmidae
Gene: hif1an
Product: hypoxia inducible factor 1 subunit alpha inhibitor
Exons: 8
Coding region: 241-1305 (354 amino acids)
Biological process (GO): peptidyl-aspartic acid hydroxylation; negative regulation of Notch signaling pathway
Cellular component (GO): nucleus; cytoplasm
Molecular function (GO): ankyrin repeat binding; peptidyl-histidine dioxygenase activity; [protein]-asparagine 3-dioxygenase activity
Source: RefSeq, a predicted model, not a curated record